Fopius arisanus is the source of this 722-nucleotide messenger RNA. RefSeq names its product cuticle protein 7. The coding region runs from base 59 to 439 and encodes 126 amino acids. Gene Ontology annotation, cellular component: extracellular matrix. The record is from RefSeq and is a predicted model, not a curated record. The transcript has 3 exons. NCBI's taxonomy places the organism in Eukaryota, Metazoa, Arthropoda, Insecta, Hymenoptera, Braconidae.
CGAGAUCUGCUGUUUAGACACUACAUUUUGCGCCUUUCCCGUGGGCUCAACUAGCAGAAUGUAUCUCAAGGCGGUAGGACUUUUAGUGUUGGCGAUAGUAAUCAAGGAAGGGACAUGCGCCGGUCAUAAGGGGUAUUCCUUUCAACAUCAUCAUGGUCCUGUGACGGGACACGACCAGAAGGUUACGUGGACUGAUAAACAUGGACACCAUCACCAUGAUUACGUAGCUGAACCCCAUUACAAAUAUUCUUACGGAGUCCAGGAUCAUCACACUCAUGAUAUGCAUGGCCAGAAAGAGCAUGGAGAUGAUCAUGGCGUCGUUGGAGAAUAUUCUGUGCACGAACCCGGUGGCAACGUGAGGACAGUGAAAUAUUUCUCAGACCACAACGGAUUCCACGCUGAAGUCCACAACAGCCAUGGCUGGAUUCACCACUACUGAGUCACCCCAUAAUUCAACAAAUGUUCACAAGUCAUUCAUUCAAUAAUCUGUCACUCCCGUUUUAUCUCUGAUUCAACUGAAUAAUAACCACUGAUUCAACCAAAAAAUUGCGAAAUUUGUCAUCGGGAAGUUGUAUCUUAUCGGAGGGGAUAGGAGGGGACUGAAUGCAUUUAUCAAUCGGUUGGAGUUUACUUUGCGUAUUUGUCGAGAAAGAUAUAAAUCAUCGGAAAUAGAUCGUGAACAAUGCACGGAUAAACCACCCAUGUACACCGCGUUGUUUAUC